GGUAGGUGUUGUGGUUCUGAAAGUUGUCGUGGGUCCGGUUGCGAUGGGGAAGUCAGAUUUUUUGACCCCGAAGGCCAUCGCCAACAGGAUCAAAUCCAAAGGGCUUCAGAAGUUGCGCUGGUAUUGCCAGAUGUGCCAGAAGCAGUGCCGGGACGAAAAUGGCUUUAAGUGUCAUUGCAUGUCCGAAUCUCAUCAGAGACAGCUAUUGCUGGCUUCAGAAAAUCCUCAGCAGUUUAUGGAUUAUUUUUCACAGGAAUUCCGAAAUGACUUUCUGGAACUCCUCAGGAGACGUUUUGGCACCAAAAGAGUUCACAACAACAUUGUUUAUAAUGAGUACAUCAGCCACCGAGAGCACAUCCACAUGAAUGCGACUCAGUGGGAGACUCUGACCGACUUUACUAAGUGGCUGGGAAGAGAAGGCUUGUGCAAAGUGGAUGAGACGCCAAAAGGCUGGUAUAUUCAGUACAUAGACAGGGAUCCAGAAACUAUUCGCCGGCAACUGGAAUUAGAGAAAAAGAAGAAGCAGGACCUUGAUGAUGAAGAAAAAACAGCCAAAUUUAUUGAAGAACAAGUGAGACGAGGUCUAGAAGGGAAAGAGCAGGAGGUACCUGUUUUUACAGAAUUAAGCAGAGAAAAUGAAGAAGAAAAAGUUACAUUCAAUUUGAAUAAAGGUGCAUGCAGUUCAGCAGCAGCAUCUUCCAAAUCAAGUGCUUUGGGUCCAAGUGCAUUGACUACAAUAGGGGCUGCAGCAUCAGUGAAACGAAAAGAAUCUUCCCAGGGCUCAGCUCUAUCAAAAGAAAAGAAGAAAAAGAAAUCUGCACUUGAUGAAAUCAUGGAGAUUGAAGAGGAAAAGAAAAGAACUGCCCGAACAGACUACUGGCUACAGCCUGAAAUCAUUGUGAAAAUUAUAACCAAGAAACUUGGAGAGAAAUAUCAUAGGAAAAAAGGCAUUGUUAAGGAAGUAAUUGACAAAUAUACAGCUGUUGUAAAGAUGAUUGACUCUGGAGACAAGCUGAAACUUGACCAGACUCAUUUAGAAACAGUAAUUCCAGCACCAGGAAAGAGAAUUCUAGUUUUAAAUGGAGGCUACAGAGGAAAUGAAGCAACUCUAGAAUCCAUCAAUGAGAAGACUUUUUCAGCUACUAUAGUCAUUGAAACUGGCCCUUUGAAAGGACGCAGAGUUGAAGGAAUUCAAUAUGAAGACAUUUCUAAACUUGCCUGAGUUUGAAAGUUUGUUAACAACACAUUAAAAUCCUAAAGCAUCAAAUUGGUGUUCACCAAGAUUUUGUGAGACUCUACUGUGUUAGGGUGUUUCUUUUGUAUAAAAUGAAUGAAUUUAUUUAAAUGUUACUGUAUAGUUGUUUUCCUUAACCUACAGAGGAAUCUAAUAAUGUGUCGUGUAUCAAAAUUAUGUAAUUUUGUUCUUGUUUUUUUUUUUUUUCUUUUUUAUUGUUUCUUUGUUGUUUUUUAACCUUUCAUUAAAAGAAAGUUAUU
This is a messenger RNA of Condylura cristata (star-nosed mole), 1494 nucleotides long. RefSeq names its product Kin17 DNA and RNA binding protein (gene KIN). Gene Ontology annotation, cellular component: nucleus. The transcript has 13 exons. The coding region runs from base 44 to 1222 and encodes 392 amino acids. The record is from RefSeq and is a predicted model, not a curated record. NCBI's taxonomy places the organism in Eukaryota, Metazoa, Chordata, Mammalia, Eulipotyphla, Talpidae. Gene Ontology annotation, biological process: DNA damage response; DNA replication. Gene Ontology annotation, molecular function: double-stranded DNA binding.